AUGGGUUAAGGAAUAGGUUGUAGCUUUGGUGUUGACUAAGCAUUAGAAGUAAAAGAAAUGCUAUUGAAAUUAGAUGAAAUCAAGCAUUACGAGAAAAUGAAAACCUACAAAGGAAUAAAAAGUAUUUACAAAAAUUUACCUGAUUUGAUGUAUAGACUUUAUCCAAAAAACUUUGAAGACUUCAGCCGUAUUAUGGCUUCUUGCAAAUAGUUAUAAACUCCAAAAAAUUUCUUCUUUUCUUAGUUAGUAUACGCUAUUUGUCUUAUUUAAUUAGAGGAUUAUAGCAAAGGGGAAGAUAUUUUAAAUGGGCUUAUCCUCAGAUAUCCUACUUUCUCUCAUCCUUACUUCUAUCUUGGAAAUAUCUAGUUGAUCAAAGACUCUAGAAAAAAUGCUUCUGAGUUCUACUAGCAAUGCAUAAAAGUAGAUCCAUCAAACAACGAAGCCAUGCUAUUAUUAGAGUAGUGCAAAAUUAAAUUUUUUGAUCCUCUAUACGAUGACAUAUUAGAAAAACCACCAAACUUGUAGCAAGAGGUAAAGCAACUUGAGUUAAUAGCCCAUAAAAUUAACAAGGAGGAUAAAAAAUGCUUUUAAGCAUUUCAUAUAAUUUCAUCAAACUAUCAAUCCUAGUCUUCAAUUGUUGAGUGCAAUAAAUAUCUCAAAAUGCUUCCCAAUUGCUAUGGUGCUAACAUCAAAAAAGGCUAAAUAUUUAUGACAAGAUACGAUUUUGAUAACGCCCGUUCAUGCUUUGAAAAAGCUAUGGAAUUAAAACCUCAUUCUUGGGUUCCUCUUUCUUCUUUUGCUAUAAUAUACUACAUUCAAAAUGAGUUAGAAAAAUCUCUACAUUACUGCAAUAGAAUUAUUGAAUCUUAGGCUACACUAAAUGAGAGCAACAAGAGAGCUCUAUAAAUUGCGAUCAAAAUCAAGAUUCUAUGCUUAUAAGCUCUUGGUAGAGUAGAUGAGUCAUUAAAUGUUUGCAAUACAAAUCUUCAAAAAAGUAAUUAUGAAAAAGACUUCUUGCUUUUAAAAAACCAAAUUUUAGUUAUAAUGGAAAAAUAUAAAAUGUCUCAAAUAGUUCAACAACAAAUAGAAAUAUAAAUGAAAAAGCAAGCCCACCUGAGAACAGUCUAACUUAUGUUGUAUGCUUAUGAAAAAAGUAUUAAAGACCAUAUGACAAUGAACCCUAAGGAAUUAACUUUUGAUUUGCAUGUAAUUGACUGA
Molecule: messenger RNA, 1218 nt
Organism: Tetrahymena thermophila SB210
Lineage: Eukaryota; Ciliophora; Oligohymenophorea; Hymenostomatida; Tetrahymenidae
Product: tetratricopeptide repeat protein
Exons: 1
Molecular function (GO): protein binding
Source: RefSeq, a predicted model, not a curated record